AUGAAGUGGACCGUGGCCUUCCUGGGCCUCCUUGCCCUCACCGGCGCGGCUCUGGGUGAGACAACUCACAACCGUCGCAGCAUCACGGGGGAUGACGUCCAGCAUGCCCUGACCGACUUCAUCAACAGCAUUCGCACCGAGCUGCACUCCAAGGACACGCAUGAGUCCUCCCGCCGUCGCCUGCAGAGCUGGACGUUCGCAGAGAACAUUCAUGCCUUCUUCAAGGACGUCCUGGGGUCCGCAUGGGACAAGUUUGUGCCAGACGCAUGGAAGGAUGCCGGCUUCUCAUGGUCCAAGCUGGGUGACUUUGAGUACACCAGCAACCUGCAGACAUUCCUGUCGGAGACCAACCUGAACACGCUUGCCAAGCCGCAGACCCUGGCCCAGCUGCACAGCAACCUGGAGAAGCUGGAGGAGACCUUCUGCACCCCCGAGGAGUACGUGUUUGUGCCCCCGUCACUGACGCCCAGCUCCUGCACCGGGCCCAGCAUCACCCUGUCCUACAUCCCCAAGAAGUGCGUUGUGAACGAUAUCGCCAAGCAGAUCCUGUGCACCACACCCAAGCUGAUGCUGUACAAGUUCCCCGGCUCCUGCUCCCACAAGCACUGGACCCCCACCACCUGGACCGGGAAGGAGUGCAAGAUCGCGGGCAAGGUCGGUUUCACCCAGGAGGUGAUCAUCGGGGGCGGGGAGUACACCAUCCCACUGUCCGGCGAGGACGACGACUAG
This is a messenger RNA of Auxenochlorella protothecoides, 729 nucleotides long. RefSeq lists its product as hypothetical. NCBI's taxonomy places the organism in Eukaryota, Viridiplantae, Chlorophyta, Trebouxiophyceae, Chlorellales, Chlorellaceae. Bases 1 to 729 code for a protein of 242 amino acids. The transcript is spliced from 5 exons. The record is from RefSeq and is a predicted model, not a curated record.